AUGGAAAUCAAGAGGCUGUCGACGGCCGAUGGCGCCGAGGCCAUCGUGAAAGCCAUGGAAGACGAUGGCAUGGUCAUCAUCACCGACUUCAUCACCAAAGACCAGAUUGACCGUUUGAAUGCCGACUUGGAACCCGAGCUGGCCAAGAUGAAGGCGGGCAAACCGGAUGGCAUGAUGGACUACUAUGAAGAGAUUGACGCCGCAUACGGUCUCAAUACCAAGCGCCUCCUCGAUGUCCCGACCUUCAGCAAGGCUUUCCGCGACGACAUCAUCGAGAUCGAGAUCAUGCAUCAAGUCUCCGAGCGCGUUUUCAAAAGCAUGAACGGAGACGACAAUCCCAGCAACGGGUACUGGCUCAAUUCCGCACAGGUUAUUGAGAUAGGCCCUGGCAACGAUGCGCAAGCUCUCCACCGAGACCAAGAGAUGUGGCCACUCUGGAACGACAUUGGGCCUAACACCCCUGAGGCCGUCAUCAACUUCUUCUUUGCCAUUACUCCCUCUACCGAUCUCAACGGGGCCACGCGCCUUGUGCCUGGGAGCCACAAAUGGCCCAAGUUUGAAUCCAGCCUGGAAAAGGGCAUUUUGAACCAUGAUACCGUGCCUGGUGAGCUGAACCCCGGAGAGUGCCUCCUCUUCUCGGGCAAGCUUCUGCAUGGAGGUGGUGCCAACAGGUCUCAGAAAGACUGGCGCCGUUGCUUCUCGCUCAGUAUCUGCCGAAUGGGACUGAUGCCCGAGCAAGCCCACUGCCUGUUGAUGCCCAUCGACGUAGCUGAUACCAUGACCUACCGAGGCCAAGCUAUGCACGGCUUUCGCAGCAUGUGGCCAACUGCACAUGGCAGAGCAGGCUACUAUUGGACCAAGGACUAUGAAGAUGUUGGUCAGCACAUUGGGUUGAAGGACAAGCCUUUGUACCCCGAGAAGGCAGCAACUACAGCAUAA
This is a messenger RNA of Clonostachys byssicola, 939 nucleotides long. The record is from the annotation of a GenBank genome assembly. Lineage: Eukaryota; Fungi; Ascomycota; Sordariomycetes; Hypocreales; Bionectriaceae.